Osmerus eperlanus (European smelt) is the source of this 3425-nucleotide messenger RNA. RefSeq names its product heparan sulfate glucosamine 3-O-sulfotransferase 3B1-like. NCBI's taxonomy places the organism in Eukaryota, Metazoa, Chordata, Actinopteri, Osmeriformes, Osmeridae. The transcript has a single exon. The record is from RefSeq and is a predicted model, not a curated record. Gene Ontology annotation, molecular function: [heparan sulfate]-glucosamine 3-sulfotransferase activity. The annotation marks the transcript as partial.
GGUUCCUCCACCUUGCACUCUCCUAACUGUGUCCUCCCUCUCUCUCCCCCCCUCUCUCUCCCUCUCUCUCUCUCUCCCUCUCUCUCUCCCUCCCUCUCUCCCUCUGUCUAUCUCUCUCCCUCUCCUCUCUUCAGGGAGCUGAUGCCCAAGACCCUGGAGGGCCAGAUCACCAUGGAGAAGACCCCCAGCUACUUUGUGACCAGAGAGGCUCCGGCCAGGAUCUCGGCCAUGUCCCGGGACACCAAGCUGAUCGUGGUGGUGCGUGACCCCGUCACCAGGGCCAUCUCCGACUACACCCAGACGCUGUCCAAGAAGCCCGACAUCCCCACCUUCGAGAGCCUGACCUUCAAGAACAGGACCACGGGCCUCAUCGACACCUCCUGGUCGGCCAUCCAGAUCGGCAUCUACGCCAAGCACCUGGACAACUGGCUCCAGUACUUCCCCAUGGGCCAGAUCCUGUUUGUGAGCGGGGAGAGACUGAUCAGCGACCCGGCCGGAGAGCUGGGCCGCGUGCAGGACUUCCUGGGGCUCAAGAGGAUCAUCACAGACAAACACUUCUACUUCAACCAGACCAAGGGCUUCCCCUGCCUCAAGAAGGCCGAAGGCAGCAGCAAGCCCCACUGCCUGGGCAAAACCAAAGGGCGGACCCACCCCAACAUUGACCCUGAGGUGGUGCAGAGGCUACGGGACUUCUACAGGCCUUUCAACAUGAAGUUCUACCAGAUGACCGGACACAACUUUGGUUGGGAUUGACGAAAAUUCUGAGGACAUGUUAUUUGUUGUGAAGCUGUUUUGGUGUAAUUUUCAGCAGCAAAAAAAGAUGUGGAGACGUUGCUACAGUAUAAAUAUAUAUAUGUAAAAUGUACAGAAAUCUAUUUUAUAAUAAUUUAUUUUUAUUUCUAAGCAAUUAAUUCACUAAGCUGCCUAACCAUAUUUUGUACAUCUGGCCCCGCCUUUAGUUUGAAUAACAUUCCACAGUUGUUUCAGUUUUGUUUUGCUCUUCCCUUUGUUGGUCUUGUGAAGCCAGACCGGCUGUUGGUGCUUCCAAAUGCGAGAUGAACACAGUUGGUAAAGGUGUAACUGCAUCAUUUUACGGGUACGUUGUCCACAGAGCAGUGGAGAGAAACCCCGCGACCACCUGCAUCCUGAUUUCAACAUGCUCCUCCCCUUCACGUUCAUCAGCCAUCCUCUUCCUCCACCUUCUUCUCAAUCUUGGCAUCCUGGGAUUCCUGCAGCAUUUGCAACAUUGCAUCUGUCCAGUGAUGUUUUAUUCCCCAGACCUAUUUUUUCCCUGCCCUCACAUUGGCCAGACCAGCUGAUCCGAUGUCCCAUUCAGUCAAUAGCAGGUAGAUCAAUAGACCUAAUUGGUGCUCAUUGUGUCACUCAUGCUUAAAGUAUAUGCCUGGCCUUUCUCUGGCUGUGCUCCCGCAGCCUGCACUAAUGAAUGGCCCAUCCAUCAAAGGCCAAAUCCUGUUUGCGAGCGCACACGGCCCCUUGUUGACAUUAUGCUAAUCUCGUAAUGUAACCGAGUCCGAUCGAUCGGCUCCCCGCCCUCCCGCUCGCAUUAGAUGUGCUGCUGGCUCAGAGCCAGACACCGGCCCCUUUACCGACGAGUUCAAAGGUCAAAUAAAGUCCCAAUCGAAUUUUCCUUGAGAGCCUUUUGAUUUGUUGAGGAGGAGCCCACGGGCCUACGACUGGGUCGGCAGACCACCUGCUGAACUCGUUUCUCCACGGCCGGAUGAGCGGCGGCUGGCGAGAGGCAGAAGGCAGUUGGCUUCCAUCUUUCCGAGGUGGAGCAUGGAGAUGGAGAUGGAGAUGAUAGAGAAACCACGAGCGCUCCGCCUCAGCGAGAUGCCGCCUCAUCAAAGGAAAUGAUGCAGAACAUCUCUCAGAUCCCUGACAGCAGAUCAAAGGGGGGAGGCCUGUUCUUUAAAGUUCUGUGAGCAGGAACGGCCUCGGGCAGGGACGCAGGCCGGGACAUCUCUGAUGUCAUCAUCAGACGGACGCGUUCAUGAGGGUGCAUUUGAUCUCCACAGUGGGCCUCGUUCACCAUAUCACCCCAACAUGGCUCAUUUUCCACAGCUCAUCUCAUCUUUCUACUUGUUGCCAAAAAAACACAAAAAAAACAUGUUCCUCAUUCUUGAGUUGUUCUGGAGCUUGAGAUCAGGUUUCACACAGCUUGAGUGACUAUCUUCUUUUUCAUUUUCCUUUUUCAUUUGUAAUUGCUUCGCUUUGUUGUUUUUUUGUUUUUGUUUGUCUUUCUACUUGAAUUCUUGAUAUGCAAGCGGGAGAACCAGUCUGUGGCUAGGAUUCCGAGACGUACGAUACAUACCCAGACCCUUGCAGAUUGUGGUUUGCAAUUUCAAAGGCAUGAGAGACAAAACCAUGCGGUGCUGUGCUUUGCGGAAGUUGUGUGCGGAAGCAAGGAAUCCUGGGAAGUCACCCAACUGUGUCCCAGUAUGCACAGUAGCAUGCUAUGUAGAAAGAGCAUACUAUUUGUAGUCUACCUGUUAGUGUGGGUUUUGGAACACAGCCUCAGGUCUCGUCGACUACCACAGCAGACCACCAGGUUCAUCAAGAUCCCAGAACGAAUGUACACUUUUCUGACUCUCUUUCCCUCAACACCUAUGUUCUAUGUGAAGGCUUCACCAAUAAUGAACCUUUGGGAGAAGAUAAUGGUGAACUCAAUGGUACUUUAUUUUGAAAUUGAAAUGAUGAUGUGCCUCUUAACCGUCCAAUCCAAUGGCAAAAUCCAGUUUUUCUGCAUUUCGACAGAACUUCAACCUAAUUGAGCUUUUGUUCCUGGCUUGGCUUCUUCUCUGAUAACGGGGAAACUUUGAGCGUUUGCAGAGUUCUGUUUGUCCUCGAUUCUCGAGUUAUCUCACGUUUCGUGUCAGGGACAAGUUUGUUCAUUUCCAUGAUUGUGUGUGGACAAAAAGACGUCUCCCGCUUAGUGCAAUGAUGAAAGCAUUUCUCCUGGUCCCUCUAUGCAGAACUUCUAUGCUGCCUGGCUAGCACAGGCUGUCUCAUUCGGAAAUGUCCCUCGUUCGCCCUGCCAGUGCUAGAGCAAUGCAUUGGAAUUCUGGUCCAGUUGAUGUAACAGUUGGGGCGUCUCUGACACUGUGGAACCAUGGUGUCCAUCCAUGCUGCUUCAGUGGGUAUGGUUGAGUUCUAUUCAACCCUCUAGAGAUGUGCAAAUGUUGUGAUGUCUGUCUUACCCCACAUAUCAUAUGAUAUUUAGUCUAGCAGAUCUGUAUGUAUAAAAAAAAUGAAAAUACAUGUAAAUCAAGUAUUUUGUGGUAUGUACUUCAAAGUAAUUAAUUUUACACGUUGAAAGAGCAAAAUGGAACAGAUGUUUCUAGAUAAUUAAAUACUGAACAUUCAUACUAUUUCUUUGUAUGAAGAAAUAAAUAAAAAGUAUAUAU